CGCUGGUAAAGAGCUAUUCACGCUUGCUGUACAAAUUGUUAUCCAUGCGCCUACAUUCCAUAGGUUUGAGACACAUGCCUUUUGGCAGCACGUUCGGCGCCGUCAGACGCAGCGCCUGUGUUCGGUUGGAAAAACGUCUUCCCGUGAAAAUCGUUACUUACUCGAAGGGGCUGCAGCCUCGAGCCACUAAGCGUGCAAGUUUGUCUGCGUACUUGAACACUGAUCUGUUGUUGACAGAAUCAUCCUGUGUUGAGACCAUCCGUGGAAAUGGCUCGUGUCUGCAGAGUAGCGGUGGGCGUCAGGCAACAGCUCGCUGCAUCCGUCGUCGCUGGCCUGCUCGUCACACUUCUCACUGACGUAGAUGCCUCUCCUGUUAAUGCGCUGCCGCCUGAUCCAGCUGAGUCCACAGUGCCAACGUGCGAUGAAGGUCAGGAGAUGACCAUAACUUUGUCGCCCGAGAAAAACGCAGCCAGUUUCAUGUGUGGUACAGCCAUAGGGAACAUUUCACCGCCACUACGUCCAGCAAAAGAAGGUUUCGAGGCCUUUGUUGAUGAAGCGGCGACUACAGUAGUCCGGUUUCACUCUCCAGAUGUCCAGCUAAUUGAGGAAAAUAAUGUGUACACAGUUACCGCAGGCAUCUUUCCUCCUGUUGGCGGCACGUGGUAUCUUUUCUGUUUGGAGCCGGGGAUCGGCAGCGCUGCAGUCAACACCGUCAAAAAGAAGUGCCGCGUAGAGGUCGUCAUCAAGGGAACAUCUAUAAUCCCUCAACAGUGUACCACUGUGGGAGGCUCAGUUGAUCUUCGCAUUCGUGGUCCCGGAUAUGCAGUAACAUUUGGGUGCGGUCUGAGCUUCCCGCAGCUUGACCCUCCACUGAGCGGAAAGGAGGUAUACGUCGGCCGGGAAUGCUCAGAAAAGCAGCAGUUGUCAGCGCUAGUUCCGAGUGCAGCGCUCGAAGUGGGACCUGCCGGUCAACUAUAUACUCUGUUUGUUGAUAAACUCCCUCCUGUGGGGCGAUUGUUGUGUUACAAAUGUGUAAAUGACUUAACCGCUGCAUGCAAGGCGUUAAUCGUAGUCCCGCCGUCUGCCGAAGAAGUCGCUACUACGGUCGCCAGCACUUCAACAUUCGGACCGUCCUCAGACGCUACAAUCGCGCUGCACUCAUCCAGUUCUUAUCUGUUGAUCGCAGUUGUCUUUCUGCUUCGACUGAUGUAGUUGGAUGUGCUGGAGCAGAAACGUGGAAUUUUGGGACGCGGCAUCAUCCGUGCUAUAAUGUACUUCCAUGCACUCAUCCACUGUGGCUGCGUGUUCGGGAGGAAGCCGACCACGAGCGUUUGAAGAGGGCUCGGCGUACCAAUGCUUCAACAUUAGCGCGCAUCAUAUGCAAAUAAGGUAAUAUGGAUUUCACUUGUCUGGUUUCUUCAAAUUUCUAGGCUCUUCCAUUCAGCAUCUGUGUAUGCGGCUGUUACUCCCAUCGAGGGGGGGAACUUUUCUCCGGUACGAAACGAAUUCGUUUCAGCGGCUGAGAAAGACACAGUCAUUUGACCUGUGGGUUAGUACAUGUUGGUUUAUUACUUACGUCAGCCGGUGUCCACGUUUCUUAAUCGACUCCCCUCACUUAGUCAGUCCGACGCUGCCUUCGAGAGGUAUUUAGGGUAGAAUCUGGCGAUGCUUCGCUGAAAAUCAAUGAAUCUUUCCUCCGUUCAGUCGUGACGAGUAUCUAUGUUCUCAUGGUAGAACUCUCUAGGAGUUGUGAAUGUUCAUGUGAAGCGGCAAAUGAAUGGAUGCUGAGAAGUGAGGCCAAUGCCUACUGGACAGCUAAGGUCCCCGUCAGAUCAUCCUGUGCCUCUUAAAGACCUUGUUCUUUUCAAACACCAAUAACAA
Messenger RNA from Toxoplasma gondii ME49, 1881 nucleotides. RefSeq names its product SAG-related sequence SRS60A (gene SRS60A). The record is from RefSeq and is a predicted model, not a curated record. The transcript has 2 exons. Bases 268 to 1212 code for a protein of 314 amino acids. Lineage: Eukaryota; Apicomplexa; Conoidasida; Eucoccidiorida; Sarcocystidae.